Molecule: messenger RNA, 1283 nt
Organism: Phalaenopsis equestris
Lineage: Eukaryota; Viridiplantae; Streptophyta; Magnoliopsida; Asparagales; Orchidaceae
Product: microtubule-binding protein TANGLED1
Exons: 4
Coding region: 65-1255 (396 amino acids)
Biological process (GO): regulation of phragmoplast microtubule organization
Molecular function (GO): microtubule binding
Source: RefSeq, a predicted model, not a curated record
UCGGACUGGAAAUUGGAGGCGAAGAAAAGAACCUGCGCUACAACAUCUCGCAAAGCAAUCAACAAUGGUGGCUAAGAGUCCCGCCAUUCCGAAUAGGAUGAACGCUGCCAUCAAUCCAAUCCUCGUCAAAGAAACAAUUCAAAAGUUGGAUAAAUGCAUGGCUCGCUUGGAAGAGCUCCAGUUCACGGUUACCGGCGGCUCAAAGUUUAUCUCCGGCGUGAAGCUCAGCCCACGCAGCACCAGGGGAUAUUUCAGAACCAGUCUCCAAUGCAAGCAAGAAUCCUUGAGGAUGAAGGCUGCUGCAGCCCAGAGAUCACCGGAGUCAAAGUUUCCGGAAAAAGCGAAAGCGAUUGAAUGGCGAAGAAUGUCCCUCACGGCCAUGCUGCUCAACGAAACAGUCGCCGAGAUCCUCCAAACAAGCAAGUUAGUUUCUAAUUUUUCGAUCAAAAGCACAGAUACCAAUCCAAGAACUCCUGAAACUGGCUCCAGAAGCAGAAACUUAGACAGCACAGAACUGAGGGCAAAACGGGCAAAGGAGAAACAUCUCUCUACCCGAACAUUGCGUUCUGAAUCUGGCUCUCCAGUUCUUCGCAGAACUCGAUCUCGAAUAACUUUUAAAACAACCUCUCCUCUUAACGUAAGACAGGCAUCCAUGAAUUUGACAAAAGCCAGACCUAUGGUUUCAGUUGAUCGGAUCACGCCGAAAAACAAACCUUGGAUGAAGAAGACGGUGCUCUUCACUAACCCGCUUUUUCAUUCUACUUCCCCUACAUCUACGCAGCAGAAGAGCUUCUACAAGACCAGAUCUCCGAUUAUUACAAGACGUUCACAGGCUCCACAUAAGUUCUUGAUAAAAUCUCAGCGUACAACUCUGCAUUCGCAGCUCAAAAGCAAGAAAGCAGUGCCAGAGGUGACUACUGUUUCGCCAGUAAGAAAUAAGGAAUCUCCUGCAAAGCAACGGCGCUGUUCUUUCUAUCCUUCUAAAUUUCAAAAUAAGAAUUUGAGUUCACAGUUCAAGAGCAAAAAGGCAGCGCCUGAGGUGACUAUUUCACCAAUAAGAAGUAAAGCUUCUGCUGCGAAGCAACGGCGCUGUACCUUUUCUCCGUCUAAAUUCGCAAACAGAUUAGUCUCACCUCUAAAGGCGAGGCUUUCUUUUCAGAAGGGAGGGGGAAGGGUGAUUCCUGGGCUGGAACAGAGGCACAGUUGGAGUAUUUCUGUGAAGCAGUCAUCUGCUCGGUUAAACUGUGCCAUCUGACGAAUUCUUAGAGAGGCAAGAAUGAUAC